GCAUUCCCAUUUCCUCUCAAAAGCGUCAGAGUGCUCACUUUUUCCCAGGCUUCCCAGUCUGGGACACAAAGUCUUCCUUUUUGUUUCACUCUGCUCCAAAACAGUCACGGCUUUAAAGAAGUUCUGAGAAAUUAAUGAAAAGAAGAACCACCUGAUCAGUGAUCGUUCCAUAAUCUUACUGUAUUGCACCAGAAAAGUAAUAACAGUGAAGAUUUAAAGAAAUGAUGACUAUCCAAUCCUGGGCCCUCUCCAUCCUUCUUUUUUUGCUGGCGCAUUAUUCAAAUCAGCUUGAGGAUAAUAAGAUUCACAGUCUGUGUAUGGGUAGCCCAGGUAUCCCGGGUUCUCCUGGGUUGCAUGGACGGCCAGGACAGCCAGGCAGAGAUGGCAGAGAUGGGCGAGAUGCACCACUUGGGGAGAAAGGGCAAAGGGGUGAUCGUGGAGAGCCUGGGGAGCCAGGGGUGAGGGGUCUGAUCGGUGACAGAGGUGAUCCAGGAGAGAAAGGUGAGAGGGGACCUGCAGGAGAGUGUGCUGUGGCUCCUAAGUCAGCAUUCAGUGCCAAGUUGUCUGACUCCCACACCAUGCCUCUAGCAAUAGGGGAUGCAGUACGCUUUGACAAAAUCAUCUUGAAUGAGCAGGGUGAUUACAGUGCAGAGACUGGACGCUUCACAUGCAGAGUGCCAGGUGUGUACUAUUUUGCCGUCCACGCCACUGUGUACCGCUCCAGCCUACAGUUUGACCUGAUGAAGAACGGACAAGCCAUGGGUUCCUACUUCCAGAUGUUUGGCAACUGGUCCAAGCCAGCCUCACUGUCCGGAGGCACUCUGCUGCACCUGAUUCCCAGUGAUCAGGUGUGGGUGCAGAUGGCUCUGGGUGAGUAUACAGGCUUUUACUCAAGCCCGAAGACAGACAGCACUUUUAUUGGCUUCCUGGUGUACUCUGAUUGGAAAAACUCUGCUGUUUUUGCUUAGAUUUAAUGCACAUCAUGCAUUUAACUUUUACCCAAAAAUGCAUUUAGUCAAAGCAUUACACUACAAAGCACAUUUUUUUUACAGUCGUAUUUAUUCUUUAUAAGCAAUUUAUUAGUGCUGGAAGAUUUACUUCCCAUGACGUAAGACAAACUACUGCCUUUUCAAGGUUGUGAGGGAAUCUGAAACGCCAGUCCGAUGUACGCACUUGCUAACAAAAUUAACCAGAGUUUUAUUCUUAUACAUAAUAUUGCAGCAGUUACAGACAAUAACGAGUGAUGAUCACUGAUCUUUUAAAUGUCUUCAAAUAGACAAUGCACUCAGACACAUUCAGACAUUUUAGAAUUGUUUGUAAAUAAAGUAUUACAUGAAAUUAAAAAAA
Silurus meridionalis is the source of this 1347-nucleotide messenger RNA. It is a transcript of the gene c1qtnf5, whose product is annotated as C1q and TNF related 5. Bases 222 to 968 code for a protein of 248 amino acids. NCBI's taxonomy places the organism in Eukaryota, Metazoa, Chordata, Actinopteri, Siluriformes, Siluridae. The record is from RefSeq and is a predicted model, not a curated record. Gene Ontology annotation, molecular function: protein binding. The transcript has 4 exons.